AUCUACACGAAGGCAAUAUAGAGGGCCAUUCGAGCGGAAAGGUUUGGGAAGAAUGGACUUUCAUCAGCUGGUGAAACAUUCUAUAGCCAACAUCAAUGAUGAGCUAUCCAAAAUACUGACUCUCACAACUCUCUUUGACAGCAAGCCUUCGGAAGCCCAAUCUGCAUUCUACAAAAGGAUCGUUCAAGAAUUCAACUCCAAGAUACAUAAAAUCAAGUCGGAGAAUACUCGAUUAAAUCAAAAAAAUAAAGUCCUCGCAGAUAAAGUGAAACUGCUUGAAUCGCAAUUGCUUUACUUCCAAUCUAAGACAGACUUGUUGCCUUUGAAAGCACGUCCAUCCAAAAGCGAUGGCGCAUUAAGAAGCGAACAAGACCGUGAAUCCACAGACAUAUUCAAGCUUGACAAAGCCUUGGAUUACCAAAAGCCAAAUCUCGAGAUUUUGUCAAGCCCAAUAAAGGGUUCUGAACAGGACUCUGCUAAAAGAAGUCUCCGAAAACAGGAAGAUGCGGAUACUAAGAACGACAUCACAAGCUCUCAGUUCAAUCGAUUAGCCACUCAGUAUUCUGAUGCUAGCAGUCAGCCAGAAGCUGUCCAGUUUGAGGCGCCUAAACUUCGUGUUCUGAACAGUUCGCUCAUGAAGUGCCAUGGCUCGGGCAAAGAAGCAGAACACGCUCAGCUUCAAUCAUCUUCACCGUUCAAGCGACUCAAGGGGAAUGACAGGGAAAGCUUUGAACAAUCAUUCAAGGGCUCCUUUGCAAGUGACGAUGAGAGCGAAGAAGGUGAGAUCACAGGCUUGAACCGCAUUGUUUCAGACUCGCAGGACGAGUUUGAGCCAUUAGGGAAUGCUGGAUGGUCGCCAUCCAAGAAAGGCAAUAGUACUCUGGGCACAAGAAGCUCUGCUCAAUCCAAGCCCAAAUAUCCGUCUCAUUAUACAGCCCUUCAACGGGUGGAAUUUCUUCGCAACUACCUCCGACCUAAAGUGGCAGAUAAAAACUUCACAAUAGACUUCUCAAAAAACCCUAUCACCGAAAAGCAAUGGGUCCCUGAGGACUUUACUCCCAAUGAAAAAUGGAGACCUCCAAAGAACAUCAAUCCAAAUCUAGGUGUAAUGACGAAAGCAAAGGAAAAAAUGUACGACGAGUUCUUCGAGAAAGCAGGCUUAGGACGCCGGUCUGCCGGUCCGGCGUGGGAUAGUGAUGAUGAGCCAGGUCUGGCCGUCGAGGGUGCAGAAUGGGUGCGCUCUCAAGUCAUGGACAAGUACCUGUCACCGCCUGGGUUUAUGGUGGGAGACUUUGCGAACACGCAAGAGGUCGAAGAAAGGAAACAAGCCAGGAUUGAAAAAGAUAAAGAUAGAAUAAAAAGACGGUUCAAGAGUGCAAUAUCAGGUGGAGAGUUUUUGUUCUAUGAACCAGUUUUCAACGAGUUUGUAAAAACAGGUAAAUAUGUGAACGGACCUUGAACAAGGUGUCGUCAAAAUGAAGAAAAUAAGCAAGAGUGGAACAAAUAGAAAAUAAAUGGUGAAGUCGACGAAUCACACAAUGAAGUAAGAUGAACCCGUGAGCGAGUUGUUGCAGAGCGCAGGGCUGCGAA
Messenger RNA from Metschnikowia bicuspidata var. bicuspidata NRRL YB-4993, 1590 nucleotides. Its product is annotated as ssDNA endodeoxyribonuclease. The transcript has a single exon. Lineage: Eukaryota; Fungi; Ascomycota; Pichiomycetes; Serinales; Metschnikowiaceae. The coding region runs from base 53 to 1459 and encodes 468 amino acids. The record is from RefSeq and is a predicted model, not a curated record.